Messenger RNA from Symbiodinium necroappetens, 1851 nucleotides. The record is from the annotation of a GenBank genome assembly. NCBI's taxonomy places the organism in Eukaryota, Dinophyceae, Suessiales, Symbiodiniaceae.
GUCCUGUACAAGGGAGCCUCUGGAUCUGCUGGAGGAGGAGGAGCGGACUUCCUCAACUUGCAUGCCCAUCUGGUGACGCUGCGGCGCAGCUGCAAGGCCAAAACGCCUCAAGAGGUGCUGCCUCAGGAUGUGAAGGAGGUCUAUCACCUGGAUGCAUCCAGCAUCGUUUCGAGUUUCAAUCUGGAAGUAUGGCUCAUCAAUGAAAGCAUGCAAGAGCACGCUGCGAUGUCGGAAGAUUCGGUGUGUCCGCUACUCGCACCGCCUCCAAGCACAUGCAACUGUUCCGAAUGGGUGGUCAACGCAUUAGUUGAUGCUGGCGUCACGCACGUCUUUGGUGGACAUGGUGGUGCCCUUGUACCACUAGUCAAUGCGAUCGUGAGCCACCCGAAGGUGCAGUGGGUUUGCACACGAAACGAGGCCAACGCCUCACUCAUGGCAGCUGCCUAUGCCAAGCUGACGGGCAACUUGGGGGUUUGCGUUGCUACCUCAGGGCCAGGAGCCUCAAACCUGACAACGGGCCUGCUCGACGCCUUGCAAGAUCAAUGCUCGAUGAUAGCGAUUACAGGCCUCAAGCCGAGAGGUGGCAUCGGCUACAGCGAAUUCCAAGACCUCCAACAGAGCCGCAUGUUUGCAGCUGGGGGCCUCCCGCUGAGUCUCGACGUCUCGAGCCCUGAUGCCCUGGUACCACUGGUCCGAGAUGCUGUCGCGAAGGCACUGUCCCUCCGAACGGUUGUUCAUCUGGGCUUGCCAGUGGACGUCCAGGCUGCAAAAAGUCCAGUGCCCUUGAAGCCUUUCUGUGCAUCAGAUGUAAGGGAUGACGUUGAGCUGUCAGAGACGCACUCCUACGUCAUCAAGAAUGUUGCUUCUGAGCUCCGAGCUGCCUCUGGCCGCGGAAGUGGCCGGGUUGUGAUCGCCGUGGGCCAUCGUGCUGUGGGUGCCGGGAAGGAGAUCCUCCAGCUUGCUGAGCGCAUCAAUGCUCCGGUGCUGACACGGCUUGAUGCGAAAGGAUGCGUCGACGAGUCUCACAACCUCGUCUUUGGCGUUAUCGGGGUGCACGGCAAAUCUGGACUUGAGCUCGCGACGAAAGUCAUUGAGACUUCUCAGUUGGUGAUUUCCAUUGGUAAUCACGACGAUACUCUUUUGUUGUGCAACAGGGCAGGCCUGCAAAUUCGGCCUAUGAUCACGUUCGAGCCCGAUGCCAUGUGCCUACGGAUCAAUGCGAGAUACAGAGCGUUGUACGAUGUCGUUGGAAACGUGAAGUUUACUCUCCGUCGACUGUUGGCUGAGCUGGGGCCGCAGGAGAAAGAUCCCAUUGCCAAGAAUCCGAGUUUCAUGGAGGGCUGGCACAGGGAGUUGGCCUACAGCGGGAUGGACAUCGUGACGCCGAUGGACGCUGCCAACCUCCACAUGGCACCUCCACCCCGUCAUGCGAAGCUGGAGCUCCCGGCGGAUGAGAAGAAGUUAUGGUCUAACAUCCACAACGGCAAGUGGAAGCUGCACAAAAGAGAAUCAUCUCGGUUCUUGUGCACGAGCCCAGCCUCGCAAGACCUGUGCCACCCGGACACAGUCAUGAAGGAGAUGUCUCGGCGCAUGGAGACCAACGACGUUCUUUGUGUGGAUGUUGGUGAUGUGACCCUGUGGGCCAGUUUGUCAGCUUGCCUCACCAAGGGACAGAGGACCUUGUCCUCGGAGCGAUUAGGGACCAUGGGCUACGGCCUUUGCGCGGGCAUAGUCGCUAGCCUCAUCCGAGCGGGUGACGGACGGGCUGUCGUCGUCAUAGGUGAUGGCGGUGUUCAGAUGAGCAUCAACGAGCUGGGCACUGCACAGCAUCUCUUUGCCAACUUGAACAAG